AUGAUGCUGGCGGCUCUGCUGCUGGCUCUCAGCUACCUCGGCCUCCAUUCCCUCUGGCAGGCCCAGGCUGUUCCCAUCCUGCCCCUGGGCCUGGCUCCAGACACCUUCGACGAUGCAUACGUGGGCUGCGCAGAGGAGAUGGAAGAGAAAGCAGCUCCCCUGCUGAAGGAGGAGAUGGCCCGUCACGCCCUGCUUAGGGAAUCCUGGGAAGCAGCCCGGGAGGCCUGGGAGCACAAGCGCCAUCGGCUCACCCUGCCCCCUGGCUUCAGAGCCCAGCACGGAAUCGCCAUCAUGGUUUAUACCAACUCAUCUAACACCUUGUACUGGGAGCUGAACCAGGCGGUGCGGACAGGCGGCAGCUCCCGGGAGUUCUACAUGAGGCACUUUCCCUUCAAGGCCCUGCAUUUCUACCUCAUCCGGGCCCUGCAGCUGCUGCGGGGCAGUGGAGGCUGCAGCAAGGGACCUGGGGAGGUGGUGUUCCGAGGUGUGGGCACCCUCCACUUUGAACCCAGGAGACUGGGGGACUCUGUCCGCUUGGGCCAGUUUGCUUCCAGCUCCCUGGAUGAGGCAGUGGCCCGCAGAUUUGGGGAGAAGAGGCGUGGCUGUGUGUCUGCACAAAGAGGGCAGCCACAUUCCACCUCUGAGGGGGACUUCUCUCUGCUUUCCUGGAAGACCCUGCUCUUGGCCCCUGGGGGCUUCCAGCUCUCGGGGGCUGGGCCCUGA
Neogale vison (American mink) is the source of this 723-nucleotide messenger RNA. It is a transcript of the gene ART5, whose product is annotated as ADP-ribosyltransferase 5. The record is from RefSeq and is a predicted model, not a curated record. The coding region runs from base 1 to 723 and encodes 240 amino acids. NCBI's taxonomy places the organism in Eukaryota, Metazoa, Chordata, Mammalia, Carnivora, Mustelidae. Gene Ontology annotation, molecular function: NAD+ poly-ADP-ribosyltransferase activity; NAD+-protein-arginine ADP-ribosyltransferase activity. The transcript is spliced from 4 exons.